Molecule: messenger RNA, 3144 nt
Organism: Ananas comosus (pineapple)
Lineage: Eukaryota; Viridiplantae; Streptophyta; Magnoliopsida; Poales; Bromeliaceae
Product: probable potassium transporter 14
Exons: 10
Coding region: 208-2739 (843 amino acids)
Biological process (GO): potassium ion transmembrane transport
Cellular component (GO): plant-type vacuole; vacuolar membrane
Molecular function (GO): potassium ion transmembrane transporter activity
Source: RefSeq, a predicted model, not a curated record
UCCCGAAGAGUGCGAGGGCGUGGGCGACGCCUCCUCGUUCGUACGGCUUUCAAACGGACCGUUGGUAGAGAUCAUCAUCGUCAUCGCAUCCCCUCUUUCCCUUCUCCUCAAAACCCUUCUCCUCGAUCCCUCGCGCGCGAGUUCCACCAUGGCGUAGGGGCCUCGUUCGAAGCUUGAUCGAUCGGAGCUGCGGAUCGGCGAUUGGCCAUGGCGGAGGGCUUCGAGAGGGGGAACGGGCGCUUGGCGAAGGCGGACUCAUCGGAGUUCCGGUGGGUCUCGCAGGAUCGGGACGACGGGUCCGAGGACGGCGAGGGGUCGCAGGUGCGGACGACGAGCUUCGGCUUGGAGGAGGAAGACGAGGAGGAGGAGGAGGAGGACAACGUCGAGCAGCGGCUGAUCCGCACCGGACCCAGGGUCGAUUCCUUCGACGUCGAGGCCCUCGAAGUCCCUGGAUACCCUAGGGAUUAUGAGGAGUUUAAUCUGGGAAGGUAUCUUGUAGUUGCUUUCCAGACACUGGGAGUUGUAUUUGGGGAUGUCGGGACCAGUCCGUUGUACACUUUUGAUGUGAUGUUCAACAAAUAUCCUAUUAGUGUGAAAGAAGAUGUUCUUGGAGCGCUAUCUCUGGUAUUGUACACCUUGAUCCUCAUACCAUUGGUCAAGUACGUUUUCAUUGUUCUAUGGGGCAAUGAUGAUGGAGAAGGGGGGAUAUUUGCUUUGUAUUCGUUGAUCUGCAGGAAAGCAAAGGCCAGCCUUCUGCCUAACCAAUUGCCAUCUGAUGCUCGCAUAUCGAGUUUUCGCCUCAAGGUGCCGUCGCCGGAGCUUGAGAGGUCUUUGAAAAUAAAAGAGAAUCUUGAGACUUCAUUAACGCUAAAGAAGCUUCUCCUGAUGCUCGUGCUUUUUGGUACUUCUAUGAUGAUUGCAGUUGGAGUUGUCACUCCGGCGAUGUCUGUAAUGUCAGCUGUAAGUGGCUUGAGGGUCGGGAUAUCUAGUGUCGAACAAGAUGAAGUAGUGAUGAUUUCAGUAGCUUUUCUUAUAGUCUUGUUCAGUGUACAAAGGUUUGGAACGAGCAAAGUGGGGCUUGCAGUAGGGCCUGCUUUAUUCAUAUGGUUUUGCUGCCUUGGGGGCAUCGGAGUAUACAAUCUCAUUAAAUAUGGAUUUGAAGUUUUUAGGGCAUUUAACCCUGUUUACAUUUAUCAUUUUUUUGAAAGAAAUCCCACACAGGCUUGGCUGUCUCUUGGGGGCUGUCUUCUGUGUGUCACAGGGUCUGAGGCAAUGUUUGCGGACCUUUGCUAUUUCUCUGUUAGGUCUGUUCAGAUUACCUUUGUAUUUCUGGUUCUUCCUUGCCUUCUGCUGGGUUAUCUUGGCCAGGCUGCAUUUUUGAUGGAAAAUUUAAGUACAAAUCAGCAGGUCUUCUUUUCAUCUAUUCCAAGCAGUGUUUUCUGGCCGAUCUUUCUGAUAGCCAAUGUAGCUGCAUUAAUUGCAAGUCGUACAAUGACAACGGCAACGUUCUCAAUCGUAAAGCAGGCAACAGCUCUUGGUUGUUUUCCUCGCCUUAAAAUCAUUCACACCUCUCGCACGUUCAUGGGACAGAUAUAUAUUCCAGUAAUAAACUGGUCCUUGCUUGUUUCUUGCUUGGCAUUUGUUGCUGCCUUCGGAAGUAUCAGUGAGAUUGGCAAUGCAUAUGGCAUUGCCGAGCUCGGAGUGAUGAUGAUGACUACAUUACUAGUAACCAUCAUUAUGCUUCUGAUUUGGCAGAUCAACAUCAUCGUUGUACUAUGCUUCUCUACUUUCUUUCUGGGAUUGGAAUUGCUUUUUUUCUCUUCCGUUUUGGGCAACGUGGGAGAUGGAAGUUGGGUCCUUCUAGUAUUUGCAGCACUGCUAUUCUUGAUUAUGUAUAUAUGGAAUUAUGGUAGCAAGCUCAAAUAUGAAACAGAAGUACAACAAAAACUUUCAAUGGAUUUGCUGAUGCAGUUGGGCAGCAAUCUUGGUACCAUUAGAGCUCCUGGAAUUGGGUUGCUUUACAACGAGUUAGUGAGAGGUGUCCCAGCAAUUUUCGGCCACUUCCUCACGACUUUGCCGGCUAUCCAUUCCAUGAUCAUAUUUGUCUGCAUUAAGUAUGUUCCAGUGCCUGUGGUACCACAGAAUGAACGGUUUCUCUUUCGGCGGGUCUGCCCCAAAAACUAUCACCUGUUCCGUUGCAUUGCUAGGUAUGGAUACAAGGAUGCUCGCAAGGAAAAGAACCAGAACUUCGAGCAACUUCUGAUCGAGAGUCUCGAGAAGUUCAUACGUCGGGAAGCCCAGGAGCGUUCCUUGGAGAGCGAAGAGGAUGGUGAAACCGAUUCUGAAGAAGAACCGACUUGCUCAAGAAUUCUUGUAGCUCCCAACGGUAGCGUCUAUUCUCUUGCCGCCCCACUCUUAGCCGAUUACAGCUGCGUCGAAAAGCCCACCUCAGAAGCCAGUACUUCUUUCAACGAAUCUCGAGAAGAAGCAGAAGAAAUUUCCGAUGCGAGGCAGAGCCUUGAACGCGAACUUUCGUUCAUUCGCAGGGCUAAGGAAUACGGGGUGGUUUACCUUCUCGGGCAUGGGGAUAUAAGAGCUAGGAAGGACUCUUGGUUUCUUAAGAAGCUGGUAAUAAAUUACUUUUACGCGUUCCUGCGGAAGAAUUGCAGGAGGGGCAUUGCCACGUUGAGUGUGCCGAACACGAAUCGGCUGCAGGUUGGGAUGACCUACAUGGUGUGAUGAGUUUUUGUUGGCAACCUUUUCCUCUUUCAUAUUGAGUGGCUAACUUUUAAUCGUUAGACUUCUAGUGGAAUUGAUGGGUGCGAGUGGGUGAUUCUGCUUGUAGAUUUUGUAGAUCUAACAACAAUCGUAAUUUCCAUGUUGAAGCUGUAGAGAUGUUGAAUCUGAUUAAUGUUUAUACCCAAAAAAUAGGUCUGGAGAGAAGCACUUUUGUUUCCCCCGUUUUUCCGUCGGGGUGUGGGGUAGGAACCUGAGCCUUUUUUUGCAUCAUUCAUUGGUCUUUUUAUUUACCUUACAAGAAGAUUCUUCCAUUCAGUAAUCUACCACUUUAUUGUUGUAAUCUACGUGGAUUUGUACUGGUGUUAGUAAUUUUGUGAGUAGUAAAUUAUAAUUCAUUGUUUACAA